Lingula anatina is the source of this 1841-nucleotide messenger RNA. Its product is annotated as syntenin-1. Gene Ontology annotation, molecular function: protein binding. Lineage: Eukaryota; Metazoa; Brachiopoda; Lingulata; Lingulida; Lingulidae. The record is from RefSeq and is a predicted model, not a curated record. Gene Ontology annotation, cellular component: plasma membrane; cytoplasm.
UAUAAAUCGCACCAUGACCUAAUGUUCUUGUGAUUCACAUGAUCUGGUGACGUCAAAAGCAAAAUAAAUAGGAUAAGAGACCUUUAUUUCGCAAGUAACUACUAAGAACAACCUCGUCUAAGAUUUAAGCAAGUUAUAGAUUGUCAACCAGCACACCAGCACCAUGUCUCUGUACCCAUCACUAGAAGAUAUGAAGGUGGACCACAUGGCCCAGGCACAGAUGCAGCACAGCCAAGCCCAGGCCCAGGCAAUCCAAUACCCACAGCAGGGACAGGGGCUGCCAUACCCUGUGAACCCCACGGCCGCUGCAUACCCACAGUCCUCUCUGUACCCUUCACUCAAUGAGUACAUGGGGCUGUCUCUGGAUGAAGGGGCUAUUCCUCCUGCUUAUGGUCAAGUGGUGCCUUCUGGGGGAAAUCAGUUGGCAGUGAGACAGACCCAGACCGGGAAUAUGCAAGUGGCCCCUGUCACUGGUAAUGAUGUCGGUUUAAGAAGAGCAGAAAUCAAACAAGGAAUAAGAAUGGUCACGCUGUGCAAAGACCAGCAGGGCAAGUGUGGCCUGAGAGUGAGAGGAGUCAAUAAGGGUGUGUUUGUUGCCUUUGUCCAUGUGAACUCCCCUGCCGCCUUGGCUGGCCUGAGGUUUGGGGACCAGAUUCUAGAGAUCAACAACCAACUUGUGGCUGGCUGGGACACAGACAAGGUCAUGAAGUUCAUUAAGAACGCAGCACCAGAGAAAAUAUCCAUGGCAGUACGUGACAGACCAUUUGAACGUACUCUGACCAUGCAGAAGGACAGUGUGGGACACAUAGGCUUUGUCUUCAACAAUGGUAAAAUAAACUCCAUCGUGAAGGACUCUUCUGCCGCAAGAAACGGCAUCCUUACAGAGCAUCAGCUCAUUGAGGUCAAUGGUCAGAAUGUUGUAGGACUAAAGGAUUCUGAGACACGUGACAUCUUUGCUGCAGCACCAAGGACGGUCACUGUCACCAUCAUGCCUUCAUUUAUCUAUGAACACAUUGUCAAAUGCAUGGGUUCCAGCUUAGUUAAAAAAUUGAUGGAUCACUCCAUCCCCGACAUCUAAACUUAACUGUCCUGGAAAAUGCAGAUUCAGGAAAAAGUUCUGCAGAGUUGCACAUAAACAUUAUUGUUGGAUGAAUAUUUGGAUGACUCAAAAUAACUCUCUGAGUUGUUUUACCUUGUAAAUAUUUAAAAUCUGUAAAAAAAAAUGGUCACACAGAAGGACAAUCCUCUGGUCGAAUGAGAAGAAAAGCAUCUAUAUUUCUGCAUUUGGAGCAAUAGGAAAAGAACUAAUAAAAUGGAACUGUGAAAAUGUUUGCAUGUGGCAUGAAGAACAUACCAUGUAGAAAGCACCUUCAUUCAGUGCUUAUAAUUCUGUAUUCAAGAACUAAAAUCCAAGUUUUCAGUGGAUGCCUCAGGUGCAGGGUCAAUUGACUGAUGUUUCUUUGAAUAGAAAUGGUAUGCUGCAUGGGCAAUUAGUGUGAUAUCAACGUGAUUACUAAACUGCUUAUUUAUUCAAGAUUUUGCUGCAUAUCAUAUGGCGUAGUUUUUGAAUCACCAAGUUUAGCAAAAGAUGGUCAUAAUAGAUGUUCUCUUUUUGUAUGAAGGCACUUGUUCUACCUUUCUACAGUACAUUCUAAUGGCAGUGCCAUUAGCUUAUUAAUAAGAAUGAAAAAUAUCGAGUUUUGAUAAAUGUAAAUAUUAGAUUUUGUGAGUUUGUGGAAACGAUUUGUAGGAUAAAAUAGUCGAAUAUUGUAACACAAUGCUGUGUGCUCUAUUUUAUUAUAAAAUUGAUUUAUAAAUAAAUGUGUUUGUUAUUAAAUGUU